This is a messenger RNA of Acipenser ruthenus (sterlet), 297 nucleotides long. NCBI's taxonomy places the organism in Eukaryota, Metazoa, Chordata, Actinopteri, Acipenseriformes, Acipenseridae. The record is from the annotation of a RefSeq genome assembly.
AUGACCCCUGUACACUUCAGCUUCAGCUCCGCCUUCAUGUUAGGACUAAUAGGAUUAACCUUCCACCGAACCCACCUCCUCUCCGCCCUUCUCUGCCUAGAAGGAAUAAUACUAUCUUUAUUUAUUGCCCUCUCCCUCUGAUCCCUUCAACUAGAAUCCACCACCUACGCCACCGCCCCAAUACUACUACUAGCAUUUUCGGCAUGUGAAGCCGGAGCAGGCUUGGCCCUCCUUGUAGCUACCACGCGUACACACGGCACAGACCACCUUCAAAAUCUAAAUCUCCUACAAUGCUAA